AUGGGCUUAUGGAAUGUUAGUGCGACGACUGCAACGAAGGUGCAUCGUGUUGUUGAAUUGAAAGCAGAAUUUCUCAAUUUAAAAAAGGAAAAAGUGCUUAUUAUCUCGUCCUUCGAAGAAAAAACGCAUCUUUUGUGACAAAGAAGCCACCGAGAAACUACUAAGGAGAUUAUAAGGCCAGUAGAGGGGCGUUAAACAGUUUGUACAAAGAUGGCUCCGAUUCCGACAUGUUUAAUUCGUCGCAAAGACCAAGAAUUAGAAACUUUUGCGAAUAUCCCGUUUGAAACAGACGUGGUUUGUACAAAAUCUACCCAUUUUCAAGACGAACCGUUCAAAAAUAUGCAGAGUUCGAGAUUUAUGAGAGUCAGCUCUCUUAGUUCCGAAGAAGAGAGCUUUCAACUGCUCGGCGAGCGUGAGGAAUGUGUUCAUUCAGUGGCUGUUUCCGUGAUGAAGACUUCAGUGUCCUCAAUCACCGUUUGCAACAAUGCAAAAACACUUAACACAGAGGUUUCUUGGCCAGGUGUAAGCUGUGGCUUGGAUGAAGACGAAAGUCGAAAAAAAGCGAAAAGCAAGGUCGCCUUGGAACUGGAAUUUGUAAAGAAAACGGCGGUUGAAAACGACGAUUCAAGCACUUCCGAAAACUUCGGCAGCUUUUCGUUGUUUGAGUACGAGAAGUUUACGGUUAAAAGAAGCUCACAACUUCAACUAAAGAACGAGAAAUGUGGUAAGUAUUUUCUGGUACAAUUUAUCGCUUCUCAAGAAAACGAAGGAAAGGCGAGAAGAGUAAACAAACAAGACGUGGGUGUGAUCGCGAGAGCAUGCGUUCACUGAUGUGCAAAGGUCGAUUCGAGUGUUUCUUAAUCUGUUUUCCUGUUUGAUCACCUUUCCUGGUUAAAUGUUAGCCAUUUCAAGCUGAAAGAAAGUCUGGGGUGCGCGUUUAUUAAGAUUAAGGCUUAAAAUGACAGUGUUUUCGCUCUUUUUGUGAAUUUGCAUUAUUAAUUUGGUGACAAUUUCUUUUUCUAAUCACAUGAUUCUAAGUCGUGGGGGGUCUUGAAAGGAGGAAGCAUUGCAAAUUUUUAUGGCUUCAUUUUUUUGUCCUGGGAACUAGUUUCUCUUUUGGUACGAAGACGUAACCAGCAAAUAAUAUCAUAAUUAAUUCUGUUAUGCACAAAUAAUAUACAUUGUUUAAGAUAUUCAUGUUCUCAGUGACUCCUUGCUUUAUAAGCAAAACCAUCUUUUGUUUUCCGAAGGUGAAGUUGAUGAUAUUGCAUGGCAGUUAUUCAUUAUAUGUUCUUUUUACCUUUUUUCACAAAAUUAUACUCUUGAAAAUGCAUCUUGAGAAGCACUACUGAAAUGUUUUGGUCAUAUUUAUAACAUUUUAUUUUAUUUUCUCUUUUUUUGUAGAAUUAAAAGCUAAAGAGAUCUUCUUUCAUGAAGGACCACUGGUAGUCCCAUAUUCUGUUCAAGAGACUCUUCCUAAACCAGAGAGUGUUGAGUUUCAACCUGAGAAGAUUUUGCUACGAGUGCAAGUUCCUCCUCCAUCACCCAGCAGUUCAGAGCUUACUCCAAGAGAAGACCCUGUAUCAUCUAGUGAUGAAGAUUGUGCCCAGUCUUAUGUUGAAGAAAUUAACCUUGAAGAUGACCAAUCCAUUGAAACCAAAAACAAAAGGUUAUUCAGAAGGUUUGUAUGUUUAUUAUUGUAUUUUACUUUGUUGUUUAUAACAGUUUAAAAGUACAAAUUCUUAUGUGACAGAUGCUGAAAAACUUAGAAGAUGGCUCUGAAUUGCAGUGAUAAGUAAUCCUUUAAGCCCUAAUAUUGACAAACAAAUUGUCCUAACUGGCCUCUAUAUAUUUCCAUAAAGAAUAAUAGAGAGAAUUUGAUAAAAGAUCAAAGAAUUUUCCCUUGGGUGAUCUUUCUAUAAACUUUCAUAACGGUUUCUUUUGACUAUGGCUUGAUAUUGUGAGGAGAUGAUGGAUGUCGGUCACUCUUGAAACUUAGAGGGUCUUAAGGAUGUUUCAGUUCUUGCCAGCUAUUACAAAGUUGUACAGGAAACUAGUUCAGAAUCCCAUUCCUAAAACAAUCCCUUACAUGUGGUACAACAAUAAUAUUAUUAUUAUUCAGUGCAACACAGAGCACAUCUCACAUGCUAACUCAAAUGUCCUUUCAGUUGGCUGGUUAACAGAUAAUGAAAUUUAAUUAUUUUUUCUGUUGUGUGUAUUUUCAGGCAUGCUGUCAAAAGAGUGAAAAGAAGUGUCUGGUGCAUAACAGAACCCGAACCUCCUGCAGUACAGCCUAAACGAAAGAAAACCUGUAAAUCAGUAAAGCCAAGGAAGCAAAGGCAAGCAGGGGGCUGUGUUCGCAACCAGUCUGUCCCUGAAGUCAGAAAUGUGGAUGAACCAGGCACGUUCCAAAAUGUGCAGCGGUCUUCAAAAAGGGCUUCAAAAAGAAAAGUUCCAAAUUCCCCAGCCAGGGGUGAACCUAAAGACUCAGGUGUGUACAGCAGUAGUGCUGGGAGUGCUUCUGCUGGAAGUGGCAGUGGCUCAGGCAGUAGCAGUGGGAGUUUUUCAGCUGGAAGUGGCAGUGGUGGAGGGUUCGGUGCACGUGGAAACGGGGGAGGUAAUGAUAAAGGUGACGAUGAUGACAAAGGAAAGAAAUAUCCUUGGUGGCAUCUUCCUGAUAGAGACCACGUUCCAGUUCCAGACAGUGAAAAGGAAAAGAAAAGAGAAGACAGCGGAUGCAAGGAGAAGAUGGAAGUAGACAUGUCUGGCUUUCAGAAUUUCCUACCAAGCAAAGUAGACAAUCCUGAGCAAUGCCAUGGCCCUGGCUGGGGAGGAGUAGCCACUCCAAAACAGAAGGUAAAGUACCUUCUUACUCUUAGCUCGUUCCUACCCUUAAGUGCUCUGCGGAACAACAAAAAACCUCAGUGGUGUGGUCUCUCCUUUUGGAAGACAGUUUCAUUUUACUGAGAAGUAUCAAAUCUUUUGGCCUCUCUUGUCCAUCAAUUGUCAUCGUUCAGUGAUUAGUGACAUUUCUCUUAAGUGAAGCUUUAGGGCCAGUUUUCUAAACAAAGUCUAACUUAGGUCGCGGUUUGAGAAAUCAUUGAACCUGCAGAGCUCUUUAUUAGUGAGUUAAUUUAAGAAAAUAAGUGCUUUUCCAGUCCAUGCUAUAUGCUUUAUAGAAAUAGGCCACUUGCACUAAAUGGUCAUGUGACCAAUGCUUCCAUUAAACAAUGAGUUUGAAUCUUGCUGAUGCCAAAAAUUGACAGAGCACCAAAAUUAUCUUACACCCCAAAUUUGAGAGGAUGCAUAUUUAAGGGAGAUAUUUUAUGCAGCACGCAAAGAAAGUGGUGUCCGAUAGCCUGGGGCUAGUGGAUUUUGCUAUCAGGCUAGUGAAUUCUAUUCUUAACUUGCCCGAUGGGCAAGUGAUUUUUUGAGGGAAAUUCAAAUUACAGAAGAACUGUAAUCAAUCCUGCUCAUCAAAUCUUUUUCAGGCUAGUUGAAAUGACUUUCGGGCUAGUACAUGCUAGCUACAGCUUGCCCGAAUGGCAAGCUGUAGAACUGACUUUCUUUGCACCCUUGGCACUUAAAUUUUUCAACAAAGUAGUAUGAUUUGUAUUGGCAGCCAUGUUGGAGGGCCAGCCAAAAGUACUUUUUGCUUAUAUCUUGUUAAACGUUUGAUAGUUGCGCUCAGAUGUGCUGUAAAUGUUACCACAUCAUAUUUUCAACAUUUUCGUUGAAGUUUGAGUGCAAAAUUUGUGUUCAGAAGGAGGUAAUUCAUAAUUUUAAAAAUCACAUUUUGGUCAUGUAACCAGCUAAGAACUUACUCAUUUUAAGAAAAUGGUGUGGGUUUGAAAAACCAAAUCACUAUUAUUUUGUUUAGGAUAUGAGCGACUAAUCAUUUUUCGAAGGGAAAAUCAUAUGACUUUCAUUUUCAUGAAAACUGUCACAUGACCUCUUAGUGCAAAUGUCAUGAUAAAUGGUAUUUAGAUAAAAGUGUGGGGCAAGUGGAAAAUGGCUUGGGGGUGUGUUUUUGUUAAAAGGCUAAAUACCAUUUAAAUAAUUGGCCCUUAUAUUUUUUUUUGUUUUUUUGGAAGUACAUCCUAGAAUGCCUUUUAACCAAGGAACAUGUGUGGCUAAAUGUCUGUAAUCAAGCUGUUGAUAUCAGUGUGGCAAAUAAGGCAAUACUUUGAUACUUGACUAUAUAAUUUUUUGCAUCUGCAGCUACUGUUUUUUCCACAAGACAUCCAGCAUGCUUCUUAUUGUUCAAAGACAGAGUGCCCAAAUAUGAAAUGCAAACCUGUAAGUUUUAACAAUCAUGUCACCGUGGCAUUUAACUGUUCUAGCACUUUUGGUUCUCUUUUUUCUUAUCGGUGCAUGUUUUUGUUUGUGGUUUUAACUGCCACAUUGUUGUAUAAUCUCUCCAAUAGAUGAAGGCAGAUAUCAUGCACAUGAAAGCUCACAAAGGAUGGAACCAAGAUUGCCCUCAGUGUGUGAAUACAUACGACAUUGUCCAACAGCAUGCAAAAUUUUGCCGCAGAGAUGGAUGUCGUGUACCAGAGUGUGACAACGCCAGGUAACAACACUUUUCUUGAAGUCCUCAUCUAUUAUAAUUCUUUCCUGCCAAUAAUAUAGAGACAGCCUCUUGCCUUCUUUUAGUUUUUCCUCACCCACCUACAAAGGGCUGUUGUUAAAGAGCUGGUGCUACUUUGUUGCAUUUGUCAACCACUUCAACUAGACACAUGACAUUGUUGUGUGAAAACGAAGGUGAAACCAAAACCUAGAAGUUGAGAAGCUAAACACAUAUGAUUGGGACAUCCUCCUCUAGGAGAAAUUAGGAAAGAGAAGUAGCAUAUUUCUGAGUUCCAUUUUUUUAAACAGAAAUGUUAUGAAGUUGGACAGUGGUUUGAAGCACUUGCUCGCCAAGUUUUGGGCUGAUAAGUUUUAAAUCAGACGUACAUUCACUUGUUGCAUACCAUUUUUAUGUCUCUAAGAAAGACUGGCUUUGUCUCCUUAAAUUCUUGUGACAGAGAAGAGUAUUGUAAAUCAUGUUUCAAUUUUGCAAAGGAAUGGAAACGUCAGCAAAGACAAAGGGCAGCCUGUUCAACCCUUUCAGCCAGAGCGAGUACCAGUUCAAGUACCACGAUGGGAUGCAUGGGUACCCUCCAGGACCCUGUAUUGUACUCCACUGAUGGACUCAUUUCAGAUUGAUGGCAAAGUUAUUUUCCGGGUAAUAAUUAUGUUAAAAAUAUUAUUGACAAUAUCAGUGUAACAUACAGGGAAAGAUACUCUCGGCAAAGUACAUUCCAAUAAUGAUUAUCACAGGGGGUCAAGAAACCUGUUUUUGAGUCAAAAGUCUGAAACUAAAAUUUAUGAUAUUUUGAAUAGGUUUUACCAAUGCUGUGGUAACUUGCAAUAUCUGUGAAAUAACCAUACAGUGGAGCUUACUUCAAAGUAAUUGAGGGAGUUUGUGGAAUAAGUUGCUAUCUGACUUUGAUCUAGCGGUAAAUUUCCCCUUUUGAAUGUAGCAGUUAGCCAGUUUACCUUUUUUCCUGCCCCCCCCCCCCCUCCCCAUCACUCCAUAAAAUUAAAGAGUUGUCAAGUAUGCAAUUAUCAUGGCCUUGACAAAAAAGAGGUUCAAUGAGCUUUAAACACAGUAGAUACUAAAGAACUUAGUCUUGAUUUAUUUAAAUUGUUAUAAUUAGAGAUACAGAUCAAUGUGUAACUUGCUUUUUUCUUGCAAUUCUCUCCUCAGAACUCUACUCUUCUCCCUGUGAACUAUUUUUGUGAGCAUUGUGAUUAUAAUGUGAUCAGAAAGGACAAACUGGGUGGUGGCAGCAAUGGUGCCAUAUAUCCAGUUUAUUUGCAGUCAGACAGGAGCUUGCAAAUGGUUGUUAAAGAGGUUGGUUGUUUCUUUGUAGCUGUCAAAAAAAUUGUAGAAGCCAUGAUCAAAUACAAGUGCUCUGAUAAUUUUCAGUUUAUUUUUAACUGCUUGAGUAUUGUCAGAGUAAGGGAAAACACGUUUUUUGCGGUAAGAGAAAAACAAAUUAAUUUUGGCAAAGCCCAUGGGAAAAAAAAAACAAAAAUGGGGAAAUUGAAAUUUAAGGUUGCUGCAGCGUUACGUGAAGACUACAGACAAAUUGAUCAAUUUUGAUGCCCCAGAUCUUGUUUGAAAAAAUCUAGGCCUUGAGAAAUGUAAGAAUAUUCAGGCCAGUGAUAUUAAGCCUUUUUACAUUGACGUAGUUACAGUUUAGUACUAAGGAUUUGCAAAGUAUAUAGCAAAGUCGUUUUUUUAUAUAAGGCUUCAGCCUAAUAUAAGGGAUUGUGGGGACGUUCUUUUAUGUUAUCAUCUGAGAUGUUGCUUAAAUGUUAUUGCUAUUUUUAUUUUUGCUCAGACAAAUUAUCGCAUACCCAAGGAAGAAGUUGAAGUAUAUAAACUUUUGGGAGACCAUGAACACAUUGUGAAGCACUUUGGAGGGACAUUCAGAGGAAGUGAAGGAAAGGCCAGCAUUUUUAUGGAAAAGUGUGGUAUGUUGUUCUUUGAGUGGUGGCAUUCAUUGUUAAUAGUUAAUAUUUCAGCUUUUCCAUAACAAACAUUUGAAGAAGAAAAUUUGAUAAUUAUUGUUGAAGAAGGUCUGUUUUAAGUCCUCUAAAACUUUUCUGGGAUGAGUCAAAAAUUAAAUUGAUUUUGCUGUGGCUUGAAUGGUGUUUACUUUUGCAUUUGUUUACAACUAGUGGUUAGAAGUAUUUAUUUUUAUGCAUCAUGAUUCUUUUUAUGCAAAUUUUUGGCUCUUUUAUGGCUAACUGUCUACCCAGCUGAGACUUUCUUUUUAUCUUAAGCAGAAACGUUUUGUGGUCUACUACAGGAAAAAAAUACACUGAUACUGUCUCUCAUCUCUGCAUUUUACUGAUAAGCUUGAUCUUUACUAAGCUGCUUGUAUUUUCUUUUUCUAGAUGAGUGUCUGUUCUCUCGCAUGGAGAAGUUGGGUAGGCGACUUUUUCUUGGGGAGGCCAUGUUUUACUUCAAUCAAAUACUUCAUGCUGUGGACUAUUUGCACACCCUGCCUACACCAGUGAUUCAUAAGGACAUAAAGGGUGAGAUUAGUUUCAGCAUUCAGGGAUCCAUAUUCCUUUUUUUAACAGAGUCGUCAGCCAGGCAAGUAAGCCUGAUGGCAUACUUCCCUGGUUACAAUUUUGGGUUGCCUGGACAAAAGGGCAGAAUUAUAGAGAGACUGGUAAUUAUUGUAUGCAACUUGAGCAUUUAGAACUGAUUUGCAUUAUAUUUCCGUUCUAGUUAAGCCUACUGAGAAAGGGUUUUACCAAGUGCAACAUUCUGUUAAGCACAAAAACAAGGCAAGAAGCCAUGAAUGCAAGAAGGUGCACUCAGUUUUUUCCUCGUGUAAUGCAGUGGCUUCUGCUUCACCUUUUCUUUUUCGCUGGAGGUGGCGAAAUGCCUGCUAAAAACACCACAUCUUGAUGAGUUCAGUUCUUCACAAAAUGAAAAAUGCCAGAGAUUGACAACAUUAAAAUUGAGGCUGCAAUCAUUUCGUGGAAGUUACUGCUCCAUCAGCGAUUUUAUUACAGACAAAAUCANAAAAAUACACUGAUACUGUCUCUCAUCUCCGCAUUUUACUGAUAAGCUUGAUGUUUACUAAGCUGCUUGUAUUUUCUUUUUUUAGAUGAGUGUCUGUUCUCCCGCAUGGUGAAGUUGGGUAGGCGUCUUUUCCUUGGGGAGGCCAUGUUUUACUUCAAUCAAAUACUUCAUGCUGUGGACUAUUUACACACCCUGCCAACACCAGUGAUUCAUAAGGACAUAAAGGGUGAGAUUAGUUUCAGCAUUCAGGGAUCCAUAUUCCUUUUUUCAACAGAGUCGUCAGCCAGGCAAGUAAGCCUGAUGGCAUACUUCCCUGGUUACAAAUUUGGGUUGCCUGGACAAAAGGGCAGAAUUAUAGAGAGACUGGUGAUUAUUGUAUGCAACUUGAGCAUUUAGAACUGAUUUGCAUUAUAUUUCCGUUCUAGUUAAGCCUACUGAGAAAGGGUUUUACUAAGUGCAACAUUCUGUUAAGCACAAAAACAAGGCAAGAAGCCAUGAAUGCAAGAAGGUGCACUCAGUUUUUUCCUCGUGUAAUGCAGUGGCUUCUGCUUCACCUUUUCUUUUUCGCUGGAGGUGGCGAAAUGCCUGCUAAAAACACCACAUCUUGAUGAGUUCAGUUCUUCACAAAAUGAAAAAUGCCAGAGAUUGACAACAUUAAAAUUGAGGCUGCAAUCAUUUCGUGGAAGUUACUGCUCCAUCAGCGAUUUUAUUACAGACAAAAUCAUGUUUUUUGUUAUACUCCAUUCUUAAAGUUUUAAGUGAAUGAGAAAUAAUCAGAACACAGGUAAUAUGAACAUAUAAAAUCAUAAAAGUAUUUUGAAAAAGAUUUUGUGGUUGAGAAAAACCUCACUCAUCCAAAAGACAACUUUUGGAGUUGACUUGUCCAUAGGAGAUUGUAGUUGUCCGUGACGACUGGACAAAAGCGAAUAUGGAUCCCUGUCAUCUUGGCAAAGUUUAUUGUAUUAAAUUUAAAAGGAAGUACUGUCUUUGUGCACAGAUUUAUAGGAAAAGUUUUUUUCAUCAGCCUUACUGUUUGAAGUUCACAGUUGUUUUCUUUGUGUUCCUCAAAGAGUAUGUUAUCAGCAGAGGUAGAUGAUAGCCUCCAAGAUCUGCAAAUUCUUAAUAUCAUCUACAAGCUGAAUUCAAUAAUCGCAGAGUUCUUCAAAACAAUUGCCUGUUUCUUGGCAUGGUUUCAGAAUAUCAGCAGAAUUUCUUUCCCUUCUUACAAAUUUUCAGAAUUAGCUGCAGGAUUCAAGCUCAGCGGAAACUGCAAAAUAUUUUGUAUGGAUAAUUAUUUGGAUUAAAUGCUAAUUUGGUUUUGUUCCCUCUUUUUAUCAGCCAAGAAUGUGUUGUUAACUGAGGAGUACACCAGAGCCAAACUUGCUGAUUUUGACUCGGCAAAAAGACUUAGUGAUGAGUUCACGGAAGCAGGGCUUCAACCUCUAGGAACAAAGGGCUUUGCAUCCCCUGAGGUAAGCAUGCUAGUUUAAUCAAUUUUCAUUUUGUUGCUGUUGUAGUUUUCUAUCCUUUUAGCUUAAGUUUUCAUGAGCUGCGAGUGAUAAGCUACUUUCUUGGAUGUAUGAAAGCUUUCACAUCCAAGAAGAGGGACCUUAUUCAUUAUAUUGCUGAGGUUGAAGGUCUUUUGAAUAUGCAUCAUGUACAUAUGUAGGGUGUUUAUAGGCAGAAUGUAUGUACCAUUUAAAGUUUCUAUGCAGUUUUCUUCUCCCUCAUGUAGGUUUGCAGAAGGUGACUCUGGAGAAAUGAAUCCUAAACUGACUGAAACGUAUCUGUAUUCAAAAAGACAACAUCAAGACGGAAGUGUGUUAAUGUUUUCCCGGACAUCUAUUUGCAGGUUUUGGGAAGAAAGCCUCAUGGCAGACCAGCUGAUGUCUAUAGUUUGGGAUGCUUCUUGAUUGAACUUUUAGUGGGGGUACCAAGCCGAGAUACAUUGUGGGAACAGGUACACAUUAACAGGCUAUGUAGUACCACUAUUGUUAAUCCAGUUUUAUUGAAUGCCUUUAAAUCUUGUUGGGCAUGUAGGAAAUAGCGUAUUUUUUUAGUUAUAAGGCGUACUUGGUUAUAAGAUGGACCCCAAACUUUUCAAUGCCAUUUUUCUAAGCUAGCAAACUGAAAAGUAAGUCAAAGUACCUGGGUAUGAGGUGCAGCCAUGAUUUUGGGAGAUGUUUGCCUUAACUACAACAACAUGCUUUUCAACGUCGCUGAUUACGCAAAAAAGGUUACAUAUUUUGAUCAAAAGCAAACAAAUCUCACUUUACUUAAUGAAUCUUGUUUUUUUCUAUAAACAAGUCAGCUGUCUUGGUUGCAGCAUAUUGACAGCAGUACAUGCAUCGGUAGUAUCAAGAUAAAAUUGAUAGUGAAUACAUGAGCCUGAAUAUUCUGUUAAUUAACUGGCAAACCUGGUAAAAUUAAGUCCUUGUUUAUCAAAACAACUGUGAUAAAAAAGCUCUCACAAUUCAACUAACAGAUUUGGGAGCCUUCUUCGGAAAAUUUAGGUCGGAGACAAGCACAAGAUCACAGUGUGGAAAUGACUGUAAACAAAACGCCAUCUUGGAUCAAGCACGUGCUCAAAACGAGUGAUGGCAGAUGAUUUGUUUUGUAGGCAAAAUGAUUCAUUCAUUGUUUAAUGUCAAUUUUAGAAGAUGUAGAAGUCAUUGAAAACCAAUAAAAAAGAGGAGGAUGACCAGCUAGAGUUUAAGAGUAAAAAAUUUGACGUAAUUUUGUUUUGUUGCUCAAAGAUACUCGGUUAUAAGACGCACCCUAAAAUAAUAUUACAACAUAUUUAGAGCUAUCAAGCAAACUUUUGUUGAAAAAAUGCUGCACCUUGUAAGCAAAAUAAUAAAGUAACAAUAAUAUUAUUAUAAUACUGUUAGACUCUAUAAAAGAGGUAUAAGAUCAUUGUUGUGGAACAGCUGUGAUGUUUGAACCAAAAUCAACACAUUGAUCACCAAGGACAUAAUACAGGAGACUGAAAAAAUUCUAAACAUCACCCAAAUCAUGACACCAGGUUGUUAAUCCAUAACAGAAGCUACUGUGGAAGCCUGAUUUAAAAAUGCCCAGGGACUGGGAAGAUACAGUAAAUUUCAUUAUAUCAAAGUAAUUUUCAAUACCGUUUAUUAUUUGUAGUAGCAAGGUUUUAUAUAGGUAGAAUUGAUUGUAAAGUCUGUUGUGUUCUCUUGUUGAAACAGAUCGACAAGUUACGUGAAUUAGACUAUGAGUUGGCUCAGUUGGUUGAAGAGUGUGUCCAGGUGAGUAAACAGUACUGUCCACUAGUAAGAUUUAACCUACAAAGUAUAUUAUGGUUAGCAACUUAAGAAGGUAAAAUAAUGCAUGUAACAGAUUAUUUCUGGGCAAAGAAAAAAAUCUUAGAGUCGAGGACAAGAUUUGAACCUGUAACUAGCCAAACACCAUGCAAAUACGUGCUCUAUUCACUGAGCUACAGCGAGUCUCAAGAGGAGAAGGCUAUUCAGAAGGUCCAUUGAUUUGUGACAUGUCUUUGUUGUUAUCACACAGGAGUGCCCAGAAGACCGUCCUACUGUUCGAGCCUUGCUGGAAAAGGCAGUUGUCAAGAAGUAUACCAGGUAA
Messenger RNA from Porites evermanni, 11194 nucleotides. The record is from the annotation of a GenBank genome assembly. Lineage: Eukaryota; Metazoa; Cnidaria; Anthozoa; Scleractinia; Poritidae.